Linepithema humile (Argentine ant) is the source of this 3147-nucleotide messenger RNA. NCBI's taxonomy places the organism in Eukaryota, Metazoa, Arthropoda, Insecta, Hymenoptera, Formicidae. The record is from RefSeq and is a predicted model, not a curated record.
UCAGUCAGCGCUUCGCACCGGCAUCGCUUUGGCUCGCUCCUCAUUUGAGAUCUCCCUCGAACACGUCCUCGUGCGGAUCAUCGCGUGCCCCCCAGUCGUCUCGCGAAAUCAAUGAACCCACGACAUAUCGGCAGGUACGUCCGGGCCUCGUUCAACUAAAGCGCGGUUAUAAAGCCUGCUAUAACAGAGAUACUGCUGGUACUCGAAAAGUCAAACGCGGUAGCCGAAGCUGCCACUUGUCGCUGCGGCUAAGCGGAGAUAAAGAGAAGGAAGAAAAGAGAGAGAGAGAGAAGAAAGAGAGAGAUAAAGAGAGUGUGUAUCGCGACGUGCAGCGAGAAGUGACAGAGCGUAGACGAGAUCGAGAGAAGAAAUCGAGGACCUGUAACGGGUCCUUAACGUUCAGGACGGUGCAUGUCUCGGAUCCCGUUUCUAAGCUUUUCCUCCGGCAACGCUUUGUCCACAUUCUUGAGAUUUCUGUCCAACAAAUUCGAGGAGAGCUACACGCCAACGAUAGAAGAUUUUCACAGGAAACUUUAUAGGAUCAGAGGCGAGGUUCACCAGCUUGAUCUCUUGGAUACAAGCGGAAACCAUCCGUUUCCGGCGAUGCGACGAUUGUCCUUCCUGACGGGAGAUCUCUUCGUUGUGGUGUUCAGCAUGGACUGUCGGGAGUCCUUCGAGGAGGCCAUCAGACUGAGAGAGGCGAUCCUCGAGACUAAAGUGAGCGCUACCCAGAGUGCCACAAAGAGCAGGAGAAGCCACUACAGUCUGAAGGUCCCUAUGGUCAUCGUGGGAAAUAAAUGCGACAAAGACGUAAAGACGGUCACGGUGGAGGAAGCCGAGCAAUAUUGCGUUAGUCAGGAUGAAUGCUGCAUCUUUGUGGAGGCUUCCGCGAAGCGAAACUAUCACGUGGAUGAACUUUUUUAUCAGCUAUUCGUGGUGGCGGGUCUACCUCUGGAGAUGGCUCCGAAUCAUCACCGAAAGGUGCCACUCACUUUCGGCUCGCCAACCAUGUUACCGCCCUCGCAGCCGCGGCACAAAGCCACUCUCAGCAUAAAACGCCGACUGAGCGACGCUUGCGGCGUCGUGGCGCCGAACGUACGACGUCCCAGCAUAAGGACGGACUUAAUGAUCAUGCGAACGAAGACGUGUUCGCUCGCGGCCGGGAAUGAGAACAACGCGCCAGGAUCUAGGAUCACGCUUAGAACAGGAAGAACGGAAUCCAGGAAGGCCUGCUCGAUACAGUGAUAUUUCAAAAUAAAUUUCACGCGCACGGACAAAUUUCUAGAAAUAUAAAGAAAUAUGGUAAUGUGUUUAAAAGCGAUCUUCGGAAACGAGUGUCAUUGUCUCUACUUGCUACAAUUUUACUGUGAUUAAUGUACGAGUGGCACUAUCUCUCUGUAUAUUUCAAUUUAUUAAAAUUGGUAUUUAUCAUCAUUAUAAUUUAUAAUAAUAAUUUUCUUAUAUAGCGUUUCUUGUCGGAGAGAGAAAAAGACGAGAGAAAGAAAGAUAACUAAUAUUGUUCGACAGAAACCUUAUAUAUGUUAUGCGAUCGAAACUUUCAGGUUUACAAUUGUCAGACUUCGCUGCAAAGAUGAAGAUAAUGUGAAGCGAGUACUCGCGAACGAAGAUCGCUAAAGAGAAGUCAUAUUUAAACCGACCACGCUACUCGCCUUAAUUAAUUAAUGGAAUAUAGCUUUAGCGUAACGUCCCGAAGGUAACACGUAUAAUUAACUUAAGAUGUGAACGCGAGAGAGAAAGAAAAAGAGAAAGAGAGAGAGAGAGAGAGAGAGAGAAAGAGAGAGAGAAAAAGAGAGAGAGAGAGAGAGAGUCGUUACGUUAAUUAAUCGUCGUCGAUCAAACGCUAAACGGGAAAUUGAUACUUUGACUAACACGGAGAUCGUUUGAUAUUCGAUCAGAGGAUUCCUCGACAGCAACGAGAUGAUCGAGUCGCACGAAAGGGAGCACUCUUUCUAUUAGGUACAAAUUUUUCAAACAUUUUAUUAAAAUUUUUAAAACAGAAAAUCCUGACGGGAAAUCGACAAUCGUGCAAUUGCGGACAAGAGGUCGGGAAGUGUCAGCGUUGUGUCGAAUGAGAUUGCGAGACGCGGCGAAAAAGCUUUUUACCGAAUUAGUUAACUGCGCCCAUCGUAGCCUUACUCGGGUUCCGACACGCGAAGGAACGAUGUUUAUACUUCCACGUAAGAUCUAGAACGUUGUAAUUCCACUAAUAGCGCCCGAUUCAAGGAACGAAUAUUCGAUCGUUGCGUAGCGUCGUUUUCCUUUUAUCGCAUCCCUCUCGCGUAUUCCAUGGAUUUCUGUUAAAUCGAAUUAAUCUCGUUACGGCACCACUUCGUACUCGGUUCGCCACUUUCAACGCGCGCGAUCAGCGUGACUACAUUGUCAAUGACGAGACUUGGAUUACAUGCCACAUGCGUACAAAGUCAAUCGAUACUUCCGUAUCUCGACCUCCUUUUCUAUGCAUCUUAAACUUGUUAAAAUAUAACGGACAAACAUAUGAAAAUUGUUCCUCCAUUGAUUGCGUAUGCAUUCGAACGCGACUCGAUCUUUUACGUAUGAUUUAAUAUAAUUAAAAAAUGAUUUGCCAUUUAAAAACACAAUUUGUACAAAUAUCAAACCCGAAAGAUUCAUAUUCAUACUCCAGCAACAACAGAUAAUUAAUUUGUGGAGAAGCCUAUACAUUUUCUUUUUGUUACACUUCAGCUGGAAAAAGAAUAGAUAUAUGCGAUAAAUAGAAACUAUUAAAGGAAUACUAAUUUGUUGAAAUUUUGUAAAAUUUAUUCCUUAGUUUAAAAAAAUAUAUUUUUUUACACAUGUCUCAUUUGACAAAUGCAUUUCAAUCGAUGGAUCGAGAGGAUAUUAUAGACAUACGUAGAUCUCUCUUUGCGACUGUCCAAAAUAAACAUCCUUUCUCUUCCCAUAGAUUUGGCUAUAGUUACUCUAACAAUAAGAUACAAUCGACGAUUUGACCAAUUAGACGGCUCGUAUAAGUCGACUCUAACCAAAAACAAGCGCAAAGCUUCACCGGGCAAAGCUAUAUUUCGCAGAUAAAAAAAAGAAAAAAAAUUAAUCGCGACCAUGCGCCAUUAUGCUCGCAUUUUGUAUUGAAUAAACAACAUUUUCUCCAUA